AAACGUGGUUUCUCUCAUCAAAGACAGGCGGACCAUUAGUUGAUACUUUCUUUCACAGCUCGAGUGCAAUGCUGCCGUAGCCUAUAAUUUGAGUCUGGCGUAAUCAUUUUAGGCUAAUGUUGAAAUACAGUAGUCGUCUCUAUGGUCUCCAGAAGAUGAGGACACUAAUGGCGGUUAAUUGGCGAGUUCGUUUUGUUUGCAUCGACGGGAUUUGCACAUUUUAGACCAUUCCAUUGGUCCUAUCAGUACCACCGAACGACGGAGAGGCUGUCCCUCAACUCAACAACCAAUAGGAUCAUCUGUACUGGAAGCUCUGGGGGUUUUGUGAAUGUGCCAGCGAACAAGGAAAUGAUUGUGAAGUAAAAACGAAAAACAACAUAUCAGUGUUUUAAUCGUAACGUGGAAUGGCUCAGCUAGUGGAGUUGGGAAUCCUAGCACUCGUUGUCAGUUGACGUGUGAAAGGGGCUGCAACAGCAAUUGGAUGCAAGCUAGCUACCAGUGCUAAAUUAGCUAACAUUAGGUGAAAGUCAAAAGCAAGGAAUUAGCUCACUGGCUAGGUGACAACACAUUCCAGUUCACAUAACGUCAAUGCCAACAUGGCAGGGGGCAACAACAACGGCCAAGGGACAGGAGUUGGAGAGGAGAAGACAGCCUCUCCUAGACAGAGUGAAGUGAACAGAAAGCUGAAAUACAUCAGUUUGGCCAUCCUUGUUGUCCAGAAUGCCUCUCUCAUCCUCAGCAUUCGCUAUGUCCGUACGCUGCCCGGUGAUCGUUUCUUCACCACCUCUGCAGUGGUUAUGGCAGAGGUGCUCAAAGUACUUACCUGCCUUCUCAUCAUUUUAUUCCAGAGAAAAGGAAACCUAAAGGAGUUUAUUGUAUUGCAGUACAACUCCAUUGUCAUCCAAUACAAGGACACGCUUAAACUGGCUGUCCCAGCCCUCAUCUAUACCUUGCAGAACAACCUCCAGUAUGUGGCUAUCUCCAAUUUACCAGCAGCUACUUUCCAGGUGACCUACCAGCUGAAAAUUCUGACCACAGCUCUUUUUUCUGUGCUGAUGCUGCGGAAGAGCCUAUCACGGAUUCAGUGGCUGUCCCUGCUCCUGCUGUUCGCUGGGGUUGCUAUCGUACAGCUGGAGCAGGAAGGAAAACAGAAGGAGACUACAGUCACUGGACCGAGCCAGAACUAUGCCAAAGGACUGGUGGCAGUGAUAGUGUCCUGCCUCUCCUCUGGCUUUGCUGGAGUGUACUUUGAGAAAAUCCUUAAGGGCAGCUCAGCCUCUGUGUGGAUGAGGAACAUCCAGCUGGGCAUAUUUGGCACUCUACUAGGCCUGUUGGGCAUGUGGUGGAACGAUGGCCUUGCCAUUGCAGAGAAGGGCUUCCUGUUUGGGUACACACCCAUGGUGUGGGGCGUCAUCUUUAACCAGGCUUUUGGGGGUUUACUGGUGGCGGUGGUAGUGAAGUACGCAGACAACAUCCUGAAGGGGUUCGCCACUUCCUUUUCCAUCAUCGUCUCCACUGUCGUCUCUGUCUACCUCUUUGGGUUCCACGUGGACCUCCUCUUCACUCUGGGUGCUGGUCUGGUCAUUGGAGCCGUCUAUAUGUAUAGUCUGCCCAAAGCAGCUGCUCCCUCCCCGUCUACUGCUACCCUCUCCUCUUCCAGCCACAGUCUGGCCGACGGCGCUGGAGACUCGGAGACGGAAGCUUUCCUCCCAAAGGCCUCUGAAAAGGAAAAAGGAUGCUAAGAAAGUGCUUCACGUCUGAAGACAUACCAUCCCUGCAUCUCAUGCCAAAGUGAUGUUGAAAGGAAAAUUAUUACAAAUGCCUUCUAUUCAUUUAAUUGAAAUUCCUAUACUAGCAGAUCUGUUGGAGAUGUUUGCCUCGGUUGCGAAUGGGUAUUGUAUGAAGAGAAUUACAUUAUCUUUUAAUCAUGCUUAAUUUACAUGUAACAGAUCAGGAGUUGAAACUUCCUUUGUCGAAAAUAUUUCCUUACACUGUUGCCUUACUAUUUAUCUAACAUUAACAUGAGUUCUUGUUAAAAAAUAUUUUUCUGCUCCGUAUCUACCCAUUUAUAACAAGUAUUAUUUAAUCCCCAUGAGAUGGUUGAAUAGUGUUUAAUUAUUAGUUGCAUUAUGUGUGUGGUGCAUUGAAACACUAAUAUCAGCCUUUAAUGUAAAUCUAUCACGGCCUAUAUUUAACUUUUUUUUUUAAAUGUUGAUGUGUUUGUUCAACACCCAGCUAAGCAAAACUGAAAAUGUGUUGAAAGUAAGGGCAGCAGGUAGCCUAGUCGUUUAGAGGGUUGGGCCAGUAACCGGAAGGUCGCUGGUUCGAAUCUGUAGCCGAUUAGGGGGGGAAUCUGUCGAUGUGCCCUUGAGCAAGGCACUUAGCUCUAAUUAUUCCUGUUAGUUGCUCUGGAUAAGAGCAUCUGCUAAAUAAAUGUAUAUGUGUUGACUUUUA
Oncorhynchus nerka (sockeye salmon) is the source of this 2454-nucleotide messenger RNA. RefSeq names its product solute carrier family 35 member 2 (gene slc35a2). NCBI's taxonomy places the organism in Eukaryota, Metazoa, Chordata, Actinopteri, Salmoniformes, Salmonidae. The record is from RefSeq and is a predicted model, not a curated record. Gene Ontology annotation, biological process: pyrimidine nucleotide-sugar transmembrane transport. Gene Ontology annotation, cellular component: Golgi membrane. Gene Ontology annotation, molecular function: UDP-galactose transmembrane transporter activity. Bases 597 to 1742 code for a protein of 381 amino acids. The transcript has 5 exons.